This is a messenger RNA of Emericellopsis atlantica, 1753 nucleotides long. RefSeq lists its product as uncharacterized. Gene Ontology annotation, molecular function: DNA-binding transcription activator activity, RNA polymerase II-specific; zinc ion binding. Gene Ontology annotation, biological process: regulation of transcription by RNA polymerase II. The transcript is spliced from 4 exons. The coding region runs from base 121 to 1563 and encodes 480 amino acids. The record is from RefSeq and is a predicted model, not a curated record. NCBI's taxonomy places the organism in Eukaryota, Fungi, Ascomycota, Sordariomycetes, Hypocreales, Bionectriaceae.
AUCAAGACGGGAGCCAGAUCACUGGAUGGUUAUUCGUAUCAACCAUUCCCAUCGAUGAACGCCUCCUAGCGUCGUCGAACAAGCGACUGAACUGGUGCAUAUAAAUGUCACAUUAGAAUAAUGGACAUGCAGAACAUUUCGCCGUCUAUACUGACGUACCCUGAUCCCGACGACUUUGACUAUGGCGCAUUUCUGCAACAGACCCCGGGAGCCGAGGAUGGCAACCUUCACCUGGCUUCUCCAGUGCCACCACAACCACUGACCACGACACCCCAGCUCAUCCAGCAGACUACAGCACCCAACUUAGGCACUGGGGCGACCACCCUAUCCGACUCUUCCCUUGGCAGGACGACACCACCAAGCUCGGGCAACAGGAGUGGCAGCACAGACGCCACCAGGAAGCCGGCAGCUGAGACGCUGACCCAGAGGCAGAGACUCGAGCGCAAGGGGCAUACAAAGAGCCGCCGGGGCUGCUUCAACUGCAAGCGGAGAAGGAUCAAGUGCCAGGAGACACACCCGGCCUGUGGUCACUGCGUCAAAACGGGACUCAAAUGCGAGUACCCUGCCGCACCCCAGAUCACCCACCAGCCCCAUAACCAGAUCCCUCUGUUCAGCCUGCAAGACAUGCGCUUCUUCCAGCACUUCCUGACACACUGCUAUCCGCAUCACCCUCUGAAACAAGAGUCGGUGUGGACACAUGAGGUGCCUUGCAUCGCACACAAUCAUGAGUUCUUGAUGCAUGCCAUCCUGGGAUUCGCGGCCUCGGAGCUCAUCCAGACAGACAGCAGUUUCGUCGCAGCGGCGAUGAGCCACCGCGUCAAAGCGAUCAAGUCCAUCAAGAAGCGGCUGGCCGAUGCCUCAAAGGACACCACCUCGGCCGAGGAGACGAAUGCGCUCCUUGCCACCUGCUACGCGCUCACCUUUCAGUCCGUCAGCCUCGAAGACGGGCUCGUGGAGUACAUGACAUUCAUACGCGGCAUUGUCAUUGUCGGGAUGCAGAUGAUGUUCAGGAAGAUCCGGCCCAUCUUCAGCACCCUGUUUGAGGAGAGCCAGGAUGAGAUUCUGGAGCCGCUGAUGCAGGGCCUGCCCCUCAUACGUAAGGGCUGGACGGACGCUGCGAUGGAAGCCAUCAGCGCCCUGAGACCGCUCUGCGUCGAGCCCGUCGAGGUGGAGUACCAGGAGAAGCUCCUCGACAUGGCGCAGAAACUAUACACCAGCUCCUGGACGGCGUACAAGGCGCAUUCGCAGCAACACGCUUGGUGGAUGAUGCUUCCGCACAACGUCUUUCAGGAGCUCAUCUCCCCCAACAACCAGGUCAUGUUGCUUCUGCACACGCACUGGAUCUCGCUCAUUGAGAUUAUGACGCCCAUCACGCAGCAGGAGCGAGAAGUGCGCGAGCGACGACCACCAGAGAAUGACCAGCCGACUGACCCGGGCUUUGUCCGCUGGCUCAAGUAUAUCAACGCGCGGGUGGACUAUGAGCACCAAAUGUUCAAUCAGUGGCCCAUGUGGAUCGAGGCGCAGCUUGAUAAGGAUAUUACGUUCUUUGGCAAGGUCCGUUGACGAAUGCAGCCAGUCGCAGGCGGACCGCUCAGUAUGCCAAACUUGGCAGGAGACCUGGGAUAUACUGUCAUGUUCCAGACGUGAUGUUGCUGUGUGAUAGCGUGGUGUUGAUGUUUCGGGGGUAGCGAGCGUUACUAAUAGCGACGUCCUGCAUGCUUUUCCCUUUGGCUUAGUUGUAAUAGUGCGAAUC